AUGGCAGUUUCUUUCCACGUUCGCUCUAACAGUUUCCCUUCUAGAUCUCAUCCACAAGCCACUCAUGUUGAUGAACAGUUGGUCCGUUUGAGAUCUUCUGAGGAAGCCUCAACAUCUUCAUGUUCUUCUAUCUGUAAAAGACUUGACAACCUUCAUGAGCUUCACGAGUCUCUUGAUAAGCUUAUUGGCCUACCCGUCACACAACAAGCUCUAUCUCAAAAACAGAACAAGAAAGCUGUUGAGCAGCUUCUUGAUGGAUCUCUAAGAAUCUUGGAUUUGUGCAACAUUUCCAAAGAUGCUUUGUCGCAGAUGAAAGAGGGUCUCAUGGAGAUCCAAUCGAUUCUACGAAGAAAGCGUGGAGAUUUAUCGGGAGAGGUCAAGAAAUACUUGGCUACAGAAAGUCCCUCAAGAAGACAUUCCAAAAAAGAAGUAGAAGCCAUCACAGUUGCUUUGUUUGAUUCUCUCUUCGGCUACAUGUCUGGAUCAAAGACUUGUGGCAAAUGGUCGCUUGUCUCAAAGCUAAUGACCCAGAAGAAAGUUACUUGUGAGGCACAAACAAACGAAUUCACAAGGGUUGAUUCCGAAUUUCAUUCCGAAAAAACCUUGAAGAAGGAGGAUGUUCAGAUUCUAGAGUCAUGCAUUCAAGAUCUUGAAGAUGGACUUGAAUCUCUCUCCAAGUCUUUGAUUAAAUAUAGAGUCUCAAUUCUUAACAUAUUAGGCCAUUAA
Messenger RNA from Arabis nemorensis, 726 nucleotides. The record is from the annotation of a GenBank genome assembly. NCBI's taxonomy places the organism in Eukaryota, Viridiplantae, Streptophyta, Magnoliopsida, Brassicales, Brassicaceae.